Messenger RNA from Thelazia callipaeda (thelaziosis nematode), 243 nucleotides. The record is from the annotation of a GenBank genome assembly. NCBI's taxonomy places the organism in Eukaryota, Metazoa, Nematoda, Chromadorea, Rhabditida, Thelaziidae.
AUGAGCCUGAAUUUUGGUGGUAUCACUAUGUACCGCCAGCUAACUGGAAUUGCUCCCUACAAGGAUGGGAGCGCUAUUUUUUUUAAAAUAACUUCUUAACAUGAAGGAGAAAUAUCUAGUGCUGAUGAAAGAAGCGGAGGGCGGGGAAUAAACCGAACAAAGUGGACGCAGAAAAUAACAUCGGAGAGCGCUGACCCACUUACACUUGAUCAAAUCCCUCAUAGAACGGACUUUGGCCGGUGA